AUGCCUCACGCCAAGCUUCCUACACCGUCUCAGGACGAUUUGAACGCUGCUAUUCGCGAAGCUAUCGAUACUGUCGAUGCUGAGCUGCGCGAAGUCUCCCUCUCCAUCCACUCGCAUCCCGAGCUCGCCUGGAACGAACACCAUGCACACGACGUCCUGACCGAGUACAUGUCCCGCCAGCGCGGCUUCGUCGUCACCAAGCACGCCUACGACCUCCCGACAGCCUGGACCGCCGUCUUCACCUCGUCCGCACCUUCGAACGACGACAAGCUCCCCGUCGUGGGCUUCAACAGCGAGAUGGACGCAUUGAAAGGUAUCGGCCACGCCUGCGGGCACAACUUGAUCGCCAUCGCAGGCUGCGCAGCCGCCAUCGGUGUCGCCCGCACACUCGAGCGUUUCCAGCUACCCGGAAAAGUCGUCCUCCUCGGUACGCCUGCGGAAGAAGCAGGAGGAGGCAAGGCGGUUUUCAUCCAGCGCGGAGCGUAUGACGAGUUCGAUGCGUGCUUGAUGGUUCAUCCUGGACCGGGCGGAGGAGGCAAACAUGGAGCGGGGAUCAUGACCUCGUCCUGCGUCGCCGGAUUGACGGUCACGUACCACGGUGCGUCGGCGCACGCAGGCGGAGCGCCGGAGAAGGGCAGGAACGCACUCGAUGCCGCCGUCCUCGCGUAUCAGAACGUCUCUGCCCUCCGCCAACAGCUCCCGAAGGACGCGAAGCUACACGGCAUCAUCUCCGGAUGCGAGAACUGGUCGGCCAACGUCAUCCCGGGCGAAGCGAAGCUCCUCUACGGGAUUCGCUCCCCCUCCGCCUCCGACCUCGCACCGCUUAUCCCCCGCGUCCUCCGCUGCUUUGCCGGCGCCGCACUCGCAGCAAACUGCACCUACACCCUCACGAGCGAAAUCCUCUACCUUGACGUUAGGCCUUCACCUGGACUCGCGCAGGCGUUCAAGGACUUUGCGGAGAAGGAGUACGGAGAGGAGGGAUACGAGGUGCCCGAAGAUUGUCCGACGGGCGGCUCUACGGACUUUGGGAACGUCUCUUACCGCUGCCCGUCGUUGCACCCGAUGUUCUACCUCCCCGACGCAGCGGGAGACGAACACCCUCCAGCAGUCGCGACUCCCUCAGCCCAUACCGCGACCCUCCGCGCGGCCUCAGCACUCGCCUCCUCCGGCCUGCGAGUCCUCACCUCCCCCUCCUUCCGCGCCCAAAUCCGCCGCGACUGGGAAGAGGACAUGCAUCUCGCGCAGGGCGAGAAGGCGGUGAGCGUUAUUGAGAGGUUGGUGCCGAGUGUUGAGGUUGGGCCUGCGGGCAAGGAGGUGAGGGAGGGGAGGUUCUGCGAUUAUUGCGUUUGUGGGUGCGAGAAGUAG
Messenger RNA from Rhodotorula toruloides NP11, 1365 nucleotides. Its product is annotated as aminoacylase 1-like protein 2. The record is from RefSeq and is a predicted model, not a curated record. Lineage: Eukaryota; Fungi; Basidiomycota; Microbotryomycetes; Sporidiobolales; Sporidiobolaceae. The coding region runs from base 1 to 1365 and encodes 454 amino acids. Gene Ontology annotation, molecular function: dipeptidase activity. The transcript is spliced from 3 exons.